This is a messenger RNA of Megalobrama amblycephala (Wuchang bream), 3891 nucleotides long. It is a transcript of the gene parla, whose product is annotated as presenilin associated, rhomboid-like a. The record is from RefSeq and is a predicted model, not a curated record. Gene Ontology annotation, molecular function: serine-type endopeptidase activity. NCBI's taxonomy places the organism in Eukaryota, Metazoa, Chordata, Actinopteri, Cypriniformes, Xenocyprididae. Bases 2281 to 3285 code for a protein of 334 amino acids. Gene Ontology annotation, cellular component: membrane. The transcript has 9 exons.
GCUUAAUGUCGAGCACUGUAUUUUGUAUUUAUAUUCUGUCCUUUAAUGGUAGCAUCACUCUUAUAUUUGAUACUGACACAAAGGAGAAGGCACAGGCCUACAGAAAUAUUUUAUUGUCAUCAGAUGUAGCUUUCACAAUACCAGCAUCUAUAAUUAUUUUGAUCAGCAUUUUAUUGUUCAUAGCAGAGGGCUCUCUCAACUUGUUAUAUUUUACAGUUUGUCAAAUGAUACGAUUUUGUAGUCUUUGCAUACACAUGCACCCCUCGAAAGCCUGAAACCACAGAGCCCCCCCACAUAACAAAUCCCAACUUAACCCCUGCCUACAUUCACUCAAUCUACUUAAUCACAAAGUGCACGUUAUCAGCCUUUUAUUUUGCAUGAAUAAAUGCCAUUACCAAAACAUCCGAAUCUAUAGGUCUGUUAUAAAAUAUAAAUAUCACUGCAUUAACUACAUAUUGGCACAUUGUCUGAACUAUUUCUACAGGCUACUCAUUUAGAAGGCUGCAUCCUCCAGAGGUCGCAUUUGAAGGCUGUAUACGUCAUUGACACCAGCUCAUUUAAGAAAAACAACCGUUGAAAGAAAGAAAAAACAGCAUUUUGCACCUCACGAGGAAUAAGCAUCAAUUUUAUUAUGGUUAAUUUUCUUAAAUAAGACAUCCUUAAUGAUGUAUGCAGCCUUCAAAUGUGAGCUCCGGAGGACGCAGCCUCUGAAAUGAGACGCAGAUUCGAACAGUAACAAAGGCGCCAGUUUUACCAUUUCAAUUCCAGCGUGAGUCCUUGUCUUUUGGAAGUGCAUGCAAAGUGGAUUUGCUUUUACACCGUAGAGAUGUCAUGUCAACAUGUCAACAACACAAACCAAACUCUUCCAGUCUCAGCUUUUUGAAGUCUCAGUCUUCCAGUCUCAGCUUUUUGAAGUCUCAGUCUUCCAGUCUCAGCUUUUUGAAGGCAGGUCAAAAUAGAUGUUGUUCGCGAGCAACCGGCUGCCAUUACGCAAAUUUUUACAUUGUUAUGUAGGCUUGUAAUAGAAAGUGAGACUGGAAUUGCUGAAGACUCAUUUUGGCAGUUCAGAAUCAAUUCAUUCUUUAAGGCAAAAAUUACUUUUUUAUCCUGCACUUUGAUCUUUAAAACACAAGACAAAAACACACGCAAGUUCGACCCAAAUGUUUAAUGUCAUGAUUGUUACCAUUAGUAGCCUACCAUUAGUAUUUGCAUUAGUUUAUAUCCAGCUGGUCGCUUUUAUCGAUUAGUUACGCAGCAAAGUUGCAUAGCCUAAUUAAAACUAGUGUCAUGAGAAAGCAAACUGUAUUGUCAUGCAGCAGACAUAUAUAAACAAAUCAGAAAUGCAUUUGAUUUCAGUUCUCUUUUAUCAUCACUGUAAUACAAUAAAUCUUAUUUAAAUAAUAAUCAGUGUUCUAAAAUGGAAGCAAAUAAUGUAUUCAUACAUACAAUGUGUGUCUAAUGUCAAUGUGGCCUUUGUGUAGAUAUUUAAAUAUGGUCAUCUUUAUGCAUGACUGUUUUAUGGAUUUAUGUUUUCAUGGAUUUAUAUGAAAUGGUAAGACUUUAUAAUAAGAUUCAGAUUACAGAUGGUAAGGUUAAUAAAAGUAUUGUUCAUUGUUAAUUUCAACAUUUCAACAUUUUACCUCAUUGAACGUUUUCAGAAACUGUAUUUUUGUAGGCUAUGAUUUGUAUUUUUAUUGGACUACUAACGACAGGGUUCAGUGAGUGAAGGGUCGCACAUCGGUCGAUAAGCGUAGCGCCGCACCACGUCUUUAAAAUUCGAACACAUUGUCUUCUUUGGGGCUGUUCACACAGAACGCGCUUUUCUGCACUACUUUUUCUUUGUUUUUCUACGUAAACAUGCGCUAGAAGGACGUGCAGAACCGUUGCGCUCGCGUCUUGAUGCAUAACAUGGCGUUCUAAAGCCAUGAAUCAGUUCAGCUAAGUUAAAAAAAGUUUUAAAAAGCGUCUCGAGACCUUGCGGUUUCCCCCAUUCCACUGCCCGCGUCUCGCGUUUUUCAAAGCAAAAACGCGUUGUGUACGCACACAAGCAGCGCCACUGGGUCUGUCCGCGUUGUCCAGAUACUGAUACUUAGUUGCUUGCUGCUAGACGCGGCGCGUCGUAAUGAACUUCACGCGCAGAACAGCACAUGUAUUCAAAUCAAAGCAAUGUUAAAGGGACAGUCAUCACAUUAUAAAAUGCGGUUAUAUUUUUUCCGGCAUCACCGGGGCCCUCCCUCAGCCCGGGGCCCUGGGCUUAAGCCCAGGUAAGCCCGUGCAUUAAUGCGGCCCAGCAGGCAGGAGGACAAAAGCAUGCUGUGCCUGCCAGGAGAACCUGUGCAACCUAUGCCACCCAGAAAACCAGAUAGACUCUUCAGACCACUGGUGUUCACAGUGGGGUUUACAGGCUGCUCCUUUGGCACGGCUGCCAUCUUACAGUAUGAAUCAGUAAAGUCACGAGUGCAAAUGGCCAUGGAGGAGGCCAAAGAGGAGAAGCGGGAUAAACUCAGAGAGGGUCAUGAUACAACAUACUGGCAUAACUGGUGGAAUCAGCUGUCACACUUCCAGAAGCAGGUGAUUCUGGUUAUGUCUGUGGUCGAUGAUUGGUGGAGUGGUCUCAGUGAAGGACAGAAGACGGUCACAGGUAUCCUAGCUCUAAACACUCUGAUUCUGUGUUGUUGGAGAAUUCCUUCAAUGCAACGCUCUUUGGUCAAGUACUUCACAUCUGACCCUGCUUCCAAGACACGUUGCCUUCCCAUGGUUCUCUCUUCUUUCAGCCAUUACUCCAUCAUUCACAUGUUGACCAACAUGUAUGUGCUAUGGACUUUCUCUACUAGCAUUGUCUCUCUGCUUGGGAGAGAGCAGUUUUUGGCCCUUUAUCUGUCUGGAGGUGUUAUCUCAACAUUUAUCAGUUACGUGUUUAAGACAGCUACUGGUCUUAGGGGCCCUUCGCUUGGAGCGUCGGGGGCCAUCAUGACAGUACUAGCAGCAGUCUGCACCAAGAUACCUGAAGCAAAACUGGGCAUCGUCUUGCUUCCUAUGGUCAACUUCACUGCAGGAAAUGCUUUGAAAGCGCUUCUUGCUUUGGAUACAGCUGGUCUUCUUUUGGGCUGGAGGUUUUUUGAUCAUGCGGCCCAUCUUGGUGGGGCUCUGUUUGGAGUGUGGUACAUUGUAUAUGGUAAUGAAAUGAUCUGGAGGAAGCGUGAGCCACUGGUAAAAUUUUGGCAUGAACUAAGGAACAAGCCAACCAGCAGACACCGACCAGGUGGAGGUGGUGGUCAAGUUUAGGAUUAUUCAGCUACCUCAAGGUCACUGGACCCUCUUAUUUUAGACACUGAAAUUUCAUUCAACAUACUGACUGACUGACAUAAAUUCGAAGGAUUAGUGUAGAUACGUGUGUUAUGUUCUCCCCUUUCUCUCCCUUCACCUUCUUGUCUCAAGAAUGUCCUAUCAUUAAAGGCAAAAGUCAUAAGAAGAAGCCUAUAAAAAGAAUCCUCAUUAUGUUUCGCAGCAGCAGUAUUGUCUGAGGACAAAGGCAUUGAUCUCCACAUGGAGCUUAGUAUGUUUUGUGUAUAAUGAGGUCUGAGACCAUAUAUAAAAUCUGGGAUUCAAUGUAAAAUAAAUGUAAAAAUGUUUAAAGUGCCCCUAUUAUGUUUUUUUGAAUAUUACCUUUCAUGCAAUGUGUAAUGUAGCUGUUUGUGAAUGUAAACGAUAUGCAAAGUUGUUAAGCCGAAUGUGCACGAUAAAUAAAGUUAUUGUCGAAAGAGCGACUCCGAACCACAUAAACAAAUACUGAAACUGUCUUACUGAAAUACUUCUGCAAAUCAUCUGUGCCUCACUAUUACCUAAAAUUGUGUCCAUUAAUGCAGAUUGUCUGUCGUUCUUACUACUUAA